AUGCCGGGUUUUCAGUUCGGCGCCUGGUGGCGCUAUCGACUAAGACAAAAUAUUGGUAUUUUCUUCAUCUUUGGGAGGAAAGAACUACUGGGAAAGGCCGCAGGGUGGCGCUGCAGCCUUAGAAGUGGAAACUGCAAAAGCAGCCCCUCCUUGAGCUGGAGACACUCGGCCAGAGAAGCAGACGGGAAGAGGAGGCUUUCAAGGCGGUGGCUCCGGGAAAUCCGGGACCAGAUUGUCUUCGUAUCCUGGUAUCUGCAAAAUUCCUGGGAGACGGGGUCAGCAUCAAUACAGAUCCCACCUGGGUCCUGUUUGCUGAGAGGCCUGAAGAUGUUGGAGGCCGGAGAGAAAAAGCACGUUCUGAAACAAAGGCAAGUCCUACUAUUCUUUGUUUUGCUGGACCUAGCUCAGGCUGGUUUCGAACUUGGGCAUUAUUCGGUGACCGAGGAAAUGGAAAGUGGUUCCUUUGUGGCUAACUUGUUGAAAGACCUGGGCCUGGAGACAGGCGAGCUAGCUGCGCGGGGGGUCCGGGUCGUUUCCAAAGGGAAAAAAGUGAGUUUGCAGGUUGAUAGGCAGACUGGAGAUUUGUUGUUAAAUGAGAAACUGGACCGGGAGGAACUGUGCGGCCCCGCAGAGCCCUGUGUACUACCCUUCCAGGUGUUACUGGAAAACCCCUUAAAGAUUUUCCAGGCGGACCUACGGAUUAGGGACAUAAAUGACCAUGCCCCAGUUUUUCUAGAUGAAGAAAUAAUUUUGAAAAUUCCAGAAAGUAUCCCUCCUGGAACUACUUUCCUAAUAGAACGUGCCCAAGACUUAGACGUGGGGAACAACAGUCUGCAAAAUUACACAAUAAGCCCCAACAGCCACUUCCAUCUUCAAUUGCAAGACAGUCCGAGUGGCAUCCUACCACAGCUGGUGCUGGAUAAAGCCCUGGAUCGAGAAGAACAGCCCCAGAUCAGACUAAUGCUCACAGCGCUAGAUGGUGGCAGUCCUCCCAGGUCUGGCUCCGCCCUGGUCCGCAUUGAAGUGGUGGACAUCAACGACAAUGCCCCUGAGUUUACAAAGCUGCUCUAUGAAGUGCAGGUCCCAGAAAACAGCCCCGUUGGAACCCAAGUUGCCACUGUCUCUGCUAGGGAUUUGGACAUUGGAAUUAAUGGAGAAGUAUCUUACACAUUUUUUCAGGCCUCAGAAGACAUUCGCAAAACGUUUCAAAUAAACAGAGAAUCUGGAGAACUUCUUUUAACACGGGACCUGAAUUUCGAAUCUGUUCAGACAUACGCAGUAAAUAUUCAGGCGACAGAUGGUGGAGGGCUUUCUGGAAGCUGUGUGGUUUUCGUCCAGGUGAUGGAUUUGAAUGACAACCCUCCGGAAUUGAUCAUGUCAACUCUCAACAAUCGUAUUCCCGAAAACCUGCAGGACAUCAUAGUCGCUGUUUUCAGUGUUUCAGAUCCUGACUCAGGAGACAAUGGAAGGAUGGUUUGCUCUAUCCAAGAUGACCUUCCUUUCUUUUUGAAACCCUCUGUUGAGAAUUUUUACACUCUUGGGAUAACCACAGCCCUGGACAGAGAGAGUGUGUCCGAGUACAACGUCACCAUCACCGUCAGUGACUUGGGCACCCCCAGGCUGAAAACCGAGCACAACAUAACUGUGCUGGUCUCCGACGUGAACGACAACGCACCCACCUUCUCCCAAGCCUCCUACACCCUGUUCAUCCGCGAGAACAACAGCCCCGCCCUGCACAUGGGCACCAUCAGCGCCACAGACAGAGACUCAGGAGCCAACGCCCAGGUCACCUACUCGCUGCUGCCGCCCCACGACCCGCACCUGGCUCUGGCCUCCCUGGUGUCCAUCAACGCGGACAAUGGCCACCUGUUCGCGGUGAGGUCGCUGGACUACGAGGCUCUGCGAGCCUUCGAGUUCCGCGUGGGCGCCACGGACGCGGGCUCCCCCGCGUUGAGCAGCGAGGCGCUGGUGCGCGUGGUGGUCGUGGACGACAAUGACAACGCGCCCUUCGUGCUGUACCCCAUGCAGAACGGCUCUGCGCCCUGCACCGAGCUGGUGCCCAGGGCGGCCGAGGCGGGCUACCUGGUCACCAAGGUGGUGGCGGUGGACAGCGACUCUGGCCAGAACGCCUGGCUGUCCUACCAGCUGCUCAAGGCCACGGAGCCCGGACUGUUCAGCGUGUGGGCGCACAAUGGCGAGGUGCGCACGGCCAGGCUGCUGAGUGAGCGCGAGGCACCCAAGCACAGGCUCCUGGUGUUGGUCAAGGACAAUGGGGAGCCGCCCCUGUCUGUCACCGUCACGCUGCACGUGCUCCUGGUGGAUGGCUUCUCUCAGCCCUACCUGCCUCUGCCUGAGGUGGCCCCUGAGGAGCCCCACGCUGACUCCCUCACGGUCUACUUGGUCAUCGCGCUGGCCUCGGUCUCCUCGCUCUUCCUCUUCUCGGUGUUAGUGUUCGUGGUGGUGCGGCUGUGCAGGAGGAACAGGACUAAUUUCAUGGGUCGCUGUUCGGUACCUGAGGUCCACUUUCCGGGUCACUUGGUUGACGUGAGCGGCACCGGAACCUUGUCCCAGAGCUACCAGUACAAGGUGUGUCUGACAGGAGGUUCUGGGACCAACGAGUUCAAGUUUCUGAAGCCUAUAAUACCCAACCUCCUUUCUCAGGGUUCUGAGGGGAUUAGUGACACAAAUGGUCGUUUCAGAAACAGCUUCGAAUUCAGUUGA
Elephantulus edwardii (Cape elephant shrew) is the source of this 2721-nucleotide messenger RNA. RefSeq names its product protocadherin beta 2 (gene PCDHB2). Bases 1 to 2721 code for a protein of 906 amino acids. Gene Ontology annotation, cellular component: plasma membrane. The record is from RefSeq and is a predicted model, not a curated record. Gene Ontology annotation, biological process: homophilic cell-cell adhesion. The transcript has 2 exons. Gene Ontology annotation, molecular function: calcium ion binding. NCBI's taxonomy places the organism in Eukaryota, Metazoa, Chordata, Mammalia, Macroscelidea, Macroscelididae.